Molecule: messenger RNA, 1543 nt
Organism: Siniperca chuatsi (mandarin fish)
Lineage: Eukaryota; Metazoa; Chordata; Actinopteri; Centrarchiformes; Sinipercidae
Product: leukocyte cell-derived chemotaxin 1-like
Exons: 6
Biological process (GO): negative regulation of endothelial cell proliferation; negative regulation of angiogenesis
Source: RefSeq, a predicted model, not a curated record
ACUGUGCAAACUCUUAAGGUUUCCUGGAAGUUAUCAGUUAUCCUGGUUAUUGUUGAGUGUGCAUCAUUCCUUACUUUGCAUCCUCUGAACUUGAAGGAACAAAGCACACCGACCUCUGCCGCAGUCAGUCGCCUCCUAAGAUUUGGUGCUGUGGCUCUUAUUGUUGGUGCAGUGUUAAUGUUGUGUGCAUCCAUGGCUGCUCUCUACCUGUGGAAAGUCAGCGAUAAAAAUGUUUACAAUGUUCGUUACAAUAUGAACAUCAAUGGGGAGGUGAGGGAGGGUUCCGUGGAAAUUGAUUCUGACAACAACCUGGAACGAUUUAAAACUGGGAGUGGAGCUGAGGAAGCCGUGGAGAUUCAUGACUUUCAAAUUGGAAUAACUGGAAUCCGCUUUUUUGGAGGAGACAAGUGCUACAUAAAAUCCCAAAUCAAAGCGAACCUUCCACACAUGGGAGCUCACAACAAAGACUCGCUGAUGUUUGACCUGACAGAUGAAAUCAUGCCAGUGAGGUUUGAUGAGGAGUUCCUCAUAUGGGUUGCUGCAGAGCAGCCGCUGAAGGACACCAGCUUUCUGAGCAGUAAAAUUCUGGGUCUUUGCGGGGAACUUCCCAUUUACUGGCUCCAACCAAUCCAUCCUAAAGAUGGGGAGAGGGGAAAGAGAGACACACAGCGAGCCAAACGACAGUUUAACAUGGAGGAGUUUGAGGCAGCUGCUGAGGAGAGGGACCCAGUGAGUCACGCAGAGGAUGACACCUCCAGAGUCAUGGAGGAAGAGGAGGGAGCACAAUCAACUGCAGGGUCAGCGUACAAUCCUGAAAACCCUUAUCAUCGCAGCGGCGGGGCCGGAGCAGACAGCGCCAUGACCUUUGACACUAUGUUAGACCACCAGGGGAUCUGCUGCUCAGAAUGCCAACGCAGCUACACUCACUGUCAGAGAAUAUGCGAGCCUCUGCGUGGCUACUGGCCCUGGCCUUACAACUACAGAGGAUGCCAGGUUGCUUGCCGAGUCAUUAUGCCCUGUCGCUGGUGGGUGGCACGCAUUUUAGGUGUUGUGUAAGAAAACACGCUACACUUGUGAGAGAACAUAGCUUUUUUUUUUUCAAAGACCUCCAAGGUCUCUAAAUUUUCAGCUUUCAUGCAGUUAUGCAUGCAGAUGUGCAUUUUCUGAGUUUGACUGUUAAGUACCAGCAGAAAGUUACACCUGUUAGUAUGAAAUGCAGAUCCCGAUGUAUGAUUAUCUAUACUAGAUGACAAAUAUUCAGUAUAUCAGUAUUAUCAAUAUUAUCUAUGACAAAUUGUACAUAUAAACAGGGCUUUCUCUUUGUAGGGAUAUACUACUUCUUUACAUACAGUAAAACUGGAACACAUAAAUGCUAUAUCCCUGUUUGUAGCAACAGACUCACAAAUGAACACACUCAUUUUUGUAAUGCCAAGGUUAAUGCACUGUACUGUGUUUAAUGGAAGGUAUGGGACUGAAUCCAAAGGCUCAGCAGAUCAUGUACCUUUUCUGACUGAGUAGGCUUCAAUAAAUUCUAAUUACAGUA